AUGACGGCUUUAUUGUGGCAACAGGGAAUAGCUGGAUAUCAGCUAUGGGAUUUCGGAACUCAUCAACUAGGAAGACCAACUAAUGACCGUUAUCUUACUGGAUGUAACGCACCUAAUAUUUCUGCGUUCCAAAUAAACAUUCCAGUAGCACUAGUGUUCUGGGAUCCGCCAAUUCCAUCUGUAGCUGGAUAUACGCCUGUAGUUCCUCUAGAAAUUACUGCUGUUAAUUUUAACAUUGAUCUGUAUCGUGUUCAACAA
Molecule: messenger RNA, 258 nt
Organism: Ambispora leptoticha
Lineage: Eukaryota; Fungi; Glomeromycota; Glomeromycetes; Archaeosporales; Ambisporaceae
Source: the annotation of a GenBank genome assembly